CGGAGGAUGCACGCGGGGCUCCUGGGGCUCUCCGCCCUGCUGCAGGCGGCCGAGCGAAGCGCGCGCCUCUGCACCAUAGUUUAUUACUUCACCACAGGACACCUGUUCUGGGGAUGGCUGACCCUUUCUGUCCUUCUGCCUGGAUUCUUGGUCCAGGCCCUGAGCUAUCUGUGGUUCCGAGCAGAUGGGCAACUGGGACGCUGGUGGUUAGUAAUGCUGCAUCUCCUACAGCUGGGCAUCUGGAAGCGGCACUGGGACACUGCGACCUCUCUGUGGCAGGGAGGAGAGACUCCCCGCUGGGGACAGCUGUGGCUGCAGGAGGCUGACCUGUUAGCCCUCCGGCUCCUGGAGGCCCUGCUGCAAACUGUGCCCCACCUGCUGCUUCAGGCCUAUGUUUUCCUAGCCUCUGACUUCACAGACAUUGUGCCGGGGGUCAGUACCCUGCUGUCCUGGUCCUCACUGUCCUGGACCCUUGUGUCCUACACCCACUUCCUGGGUGUCAUGAAGCUGGGCCACUACAAGAUGCUCUGGGCUGCCCUCUUGAGCCAGCAGCUCUGGAGGAUGGGCAUGCUGGGGACCCGUGUGCUGAGCCUGGUGCUGUUCUGCAAAGUUUACCGUGUGUGGGUUUUGGUGGUUGGAGGUGCCCAUUGGCUGGUGAUGACCUUCUGGCUUGUAGCCCAGCAAAGUGACAUUGUGGAGAGUACUAGCCACUGGAGGCUGUUCAACGUGCUUGUGGGGGCCGUGUAUAUCCUCUGCUACCUCAACUUCUGGGACAGCCCUUCCAGAAGCAGGAUGGCCAGCUUCUACUUGGUCAUGCUGCUAGAGAACAUCAUCCUGCUACUGUUGGCCAUGGACUUUCUCCAGGGGGCACUGUGGACCAGACUGUGGACCAUUGCAGGGGUCUUAUCCGGAUUUCUGAUUGGUAGUCUCUCACUGGUUAUUUAUUAUAGCCUGCUACAUCCAAAAUCUACAGACAUCCGGCAGGGAUUUGCAAGGAAGUGUUGUGGCCCCAUGGAAGGCAACAACACCGAAGGAGGGUCUCCUUCCAGGUCCGUGGCUCCCAGGGAGAAGCCGGAGAGCUCAGGCUCGUGCCAAGAAGAAAGCUAUGAGCUAACCAGUAUAGAUAAGAUCCCCAGUCUGGAGGUGGGACAGAGAGACCAGACUUCUGGGGAGUGCUCUUUCUUUAGUCACCAUCACUGGCUACUGGUAAAGCUUGCCCUGAAAACAGGAAGUGUAUCUAAGAUCAACGCAGCUUUCGGAGACGAUAAUCCUGGACACUCAUGUUCCCCUGCGUGGGGGUCGAGUCAACCCUACCACCUGCAAAGGAAGCCCCUGUUUUCCCAAGACCUCCCAUCCUCCCCACAGAACCCUUUAGCCUUGGAGAAAGGCUUUGGGUUUGGGGGUGCUCCAAAAGCAGAAAUGGAGUCCCUGGAAAUUUCAAGCUACGUUUCUUUUGCCAGUGAGCAUCAGGACAAGACACCUACCCACAAACCAUCAGCUACCCAGGGGGAGGGCAGCCCAGAGGAAGGGGCCAAGGCUAACCCUGCGGCUCAGGGAAGGGAUGCAGGUGGGCAGGUGAUUGGGACAGAAGGACAGGAGAGCGCAACACUGUACUUCAGCGCCACCACCGAGCGGACUCCGUCCUCCCACCAAGAAGACAGCCCUGCAGCCCUGCGGACAUCCCUCUCUGGGAGGCCCAGAGACAGCAGCCCUGCUCAGCCUGCCUCUCCUCAGCCAGUCACUAAGUCCUUCCCCAGCGCUGUGGCCAACAUUAGCCCCAUCCUAGGCAGGGGCUCAGGCAGAAACUUCAGCCCCAGUAUAGGCUUCCCUGGAAGAGCCUCAGAUAGCUCAGAGUGUGAGGAGUGGCAGGAACCUGCAAAGGACCUGAGCCAUUCUGCUGCUGUUGGCACACUGAUGUCAUUGCCAAAGAUGAACCCGAGACCUACUGAAGAGCCCUGCCUCACCUCCACCCCUAAGUCUGAGUCCACCCAGGAGGACUGUAGCUGCAAGGACAGGAUGAAGCAGGAGACAAGCUUUUUCGUCUGACCACAGCCAUAGUGGAACAAUACAACAGGCCAGCACACCAGGCUGAUCAUACAGUGUCACAAGAAGAGAAAUUCCUCUUCUGACAUCUGUGCCCUCAAGAUUACUUCCACUUCUGAAUCUUCACCUACACACCUAAAAGAUGUGGGAAUCAAUUAGAUGGUUUCUGAGAUUCCCUGCAAACACCAUGCAUGGCACUUACACAUGGGAGAAAUUGAAACCCAGGGUAGGAGAGGCAAAAGGGCCUCCAGCCCAAGCCUCUUGCUUCCUUAUGUGAACUGAAUGAGCCCUUCUGUACCACUUCUCUGUAGCUUCUAGGAAACUCACAAAUAAAAUUCAGAGUCCUUUUUUA
Messenger RNA from Jaculus jaculus (lesser Egyptian jerboa), 2395 nucleotides. It is a transcript of the gene Xkr5, whose product is annotated as XK related 5. The record is from RefSeq and is a predicted model, not a curated record. Bases 7 to 2046 code for a protein of 679 amino acids. The transcript has 7 exons. Gene Ontology annotation, cellular component: plasma membrane. Gene Ontology annotation, biological process: apoptotic process involved in development; engulfment of apoptotic cell; phosphatidylserine exposure on apoptotic cell surface. Lineage: Eukaryota; Metazoa; Chordata; Mammalia; Rodentia; Dipodidae.